AUGUGGGGAGGACCACCUUAUCUGCCUCAUGCAUAUUUCUGCAUAGAGCCUGGGUUUUUCCCGAAUACGUUUUUUGGUUUUAUCCUCGUCUACCUGCUAAAUUACAUUUCUAAAUUCGUGUUGACUCGUCUCUAGAUGUCCUUUGCUUUUUUGUCUCUUUUGCAUUGAAUUCUCAUAAUAAAUUCAUUUUUGAGAUAUAAAAACCCCGUUUUCUCCUAUUUUUA
Messenger RNA from Caenorhabditis elegans, 224 nucleotides. The record is from the annotation of a RefSeq genome assembly. NCBI's taxonomy places the organism in Eukaryota, Metazoa, Nematoda, Chromadorea, Rhabditida, Rhabditidae.